Cercospora beticola is the source of this 1149-nucleotide messenger RNA. RefSeq names its product MBL fold metallo-hydrolase. Lineage: Eukaryota; Fungi; Ascomycota; Dothideomycetes; Mycosphaerellales; Mycosphaerellaceae. The record is from RefSeq and is a predicted model, not a curated record.
AUGACUACUGCAAAGUACACUGUUCAGCUCGACCCUUCGAAGCCAAAGGCUCCUACUCGGGAUGAUGCCGACUUUCCAGAAUCAAUUCCUGAAGCAAAAGAUACCAAGACGCAUCCCAGCAAAGCAGGUGACGAGAAUGCCAGCAUCUACUUCAUCGGCACAGCAACGACUGUGAUCGAAUGGGAAGGCAUUCGAAUCCUGACAGAUCCCAAUUUCCUCCAUGCCGGUGAUCACGUCCAUCUCGGACCAGGAGUGCAAGGCACUCGGCGAACCAACCCAGCAAUCGAUUUGCACGAGUUACCGCACGUAGAUCUCAUUCUACUGAGCCAUUACCACGCAGACCACUUUGAUCAGAAAGUCGAACAGAGUCUGAGACGAGAUUUACCCAUCAUCACAACACCUCACGCCAAAGAAUGUCUUACGGAGAAGAAAUCCGAAGAGGAGAGAUUCACUCAAGUUUAUGAUUUGGAUCAUUUCGAAUCUGCGAUUCUUGAUAUCAAGCAAAAGAAGAAGAAUGAAGAGGAUCAUUUCGAUUCUGCGGUCCUCAACGACAAGGAUAAAACAACCGCAUCUGAAGAAGGAGCAGGAAACAACGGCAAGAAAGAAGAAAAGAACUCCACCCCCUCAAUCCAAAUCACCGGAAUGCCAGGCAAACAUGUCCCCCCCGGUCCCCUCUCCAUCGCAAACGACAUCCUCUCCGCCGUGCCCCCAACAAACGGCUGGAUGCUCGAAUUCGGCCACACUUCCUCCUCCCCACAAUCCUCCACCUUCUCCUCAGGCUACAGAAUCUACAUCUCAGGGGACACCCUCCUCGUUCCCGAACUCAGCACCAUAACCGAAAAAUACCGCGACCAAAACAUCGACCUCAUGCUCCUGCACCUCGGCGGCACAACAAUUCCCAGCCCGAGUGUUCCAUUACUAAUGGUGACCAUGGAUGCGAAACAAGGAGUUAAGUUGAUGCAGUUGAUUAAACCAGAUGUGACGAUUCCGAUACAUUAUGAUGAUUAUGAUGUUUUUUUGAGUCCGUUGGAGGAUUUUCGGAAGGAGGUUGAGAAAGAAGGACUAGGAGGGAAAGUUGUGUAUUUGGAUCGGGCGGAGGAGUAUAGGUUUCGGGUUGGAGGGGUGGGGGAGGGAGUGAGCGAGAAUUGA